AUGGCUCACUUCGCGCUAUGCUCUCGUGCUGACUCGUUUCCUGUUGGGACGUCGACCCUCAACGCUGCCAUGAGUCCUCGACGAGAAGACAAAGCGAAUCCCAUCGAUUCGCUGCUCUGCCAACAGCAAGAGAAACUCGAUAACAAGAACACAAUUCGACGGCACAAUCGCAGAGCGCGCAAGUUUGUGCCACUUAAUCUCGAGGAUAUCAAAGAGAAGCAGAAGAUCACUACAAGAGAGUGCGCCGAACCUGUGCAGCGAACAGAAGCCCCAGCCUCCAGCUCUCGAGUGACGGCGCGUGGCAAGGUAGCUGCCCAAAACUUAUCUCACCAGAGCAAACAAUCGACGCCUGUCCGACCUACAGCUCAUCCACGAGGUCACGACAGCGCUACCAAGAAAUCUCGCAAACCUCGCAAGAGACGACUCAAAGGCGAAAAUUCCGCAAAAGACAAAGUCACCGUAAUGGCUGCACAGCUUUCGGGUGUAUACCUUCCGCCGCAUCUACGUAAGCGCGCUGAUGUACCCGUCCAGCCCAAGACUGAUGUGAAGCUGGGGGACUGCAUUGGCAUUGGCUCGCCGCCAGCUUCUGUCAAGUCUUCACCUAAACGCCCUGUGUUGAACAAGGUCUCGUCAAACCCAGCUAUCACUCAUGAAAGUUGCCUACCCUCACCACCAGCAACAGUCGAGGAGCCAUCGACGCUUGCCAGAGGAUGCAAUGGAUGGGACAACUCUCCGGUAGAGCAGCCACUCACUCUGCCUAGACGAAAUGAGAACCCGCGCUGGCCGAGACCACUGAAAGCGCCAAAAGAAAAGCAUGUCUGGCCAAAGUCGCGUGACAUUCCGAGAGGGCUAUCUUCUGAUGGUCAAAGUGACGGUGGCAUCUUCUUCAAGUCGGACAGUGAGGGAGAUCCAACAUACGACGUGAAGAAGCUGAUAGGCUGGAACGGUGACUGGCUUCCACCACCAGAAGAGUGGGCUGCGAGGAAGGGCUUCACUGAUCGUCACUUUGCUCAAGUCAUCGAGCGUUGGGCGAACGAACACAGCCGGCACUGUACCAAGCUCAUGAGUAUCGACUCACCAGCAUUUUCCGGCGUGCAAGACGCCGAUGGUAAGUGGGUGACUAAAGACCUAGUGCCCCGUUAUUGGUUGCACGAGACGAUUGACAACGAUUCACCUCGUACCUUCUGGGAACAACUGCCACAUCGCGCGCCCACUGCUCUAAGCGAUGUUGAUAUUACGGAGGGUCCGCCCUACUGGGAGCGCUGGGAAGAUGGUCACCCAGACCAAUACUUCAUGGAUGCCUUGGUUGUUCCGGAAGCAAGGAUCGAUGUCAGUGAUUCGGCAAAUGAGUUGGAGAAGACGUUCGCUAUGCUUUGUGCCAAUGAGCGACUGGCGAAAAUCCAAGACAUUAGAGCAAGCGAAGCGCGUCGCAGGGAGGCCAAACGCAACAGACCAAUUCCUGCCUCCAUCCAACUGGUAUCGCAACUAUCAAAUAGACUUCUUAAUCCAAAAGCCAACAUCUAUCUCCGGCCUGUCCAGCCUGCCGAUGUUCGUGGCAUCAUGGCCAUAUACAACCACUAUGUCGCCAACACCGUGCAUGCAGACGAGCUUGACGAACUUACCGAGGCAAGCAUCCGCGGUCGUAUCGACGACGUCGUUCAGGCUAAUCUGCCAUUCCUUGUCGCAGUCGCGAAACGCAACAAGCGCAAAGGUCCACAAGGUUAUGUGAGUGAGACCAUCGUCGGCUAUGUUCAGCUUGACGACUACGUCAAUCAGUCCAGCAUGUACCGGUACACCUUCGAACUCGAGCUAUAUGUACACCCAGGCUACGUUCGUCAGGGCAUUGGCAAAUGCCUACUCGACAGGAUCGUGUACAUGGCCAAUACCGGUUACAAGACUAGGGGCGGUUAUGAGUGGGUCAACGAAUUCGAGUACCUCAAGAACGGGAAAGGCCGAGUCGUCAAGACUAUCCUGGCAAGUCUGCACUUCGAGCGAGGCGACGAGAUCGAGUGGGCAGCCAAAUAUCUCGGAGACUUUGGGUUUAGGAAGGCGGGCCGCUUCAAGCACGUGGGGUACAAGGAUGGCAAGGUUGUGGACAAGGUUAUGUUCCAGCUUCAGACCACAGAGGUCAUCGAUCCUAAGAGCAUUCCCAUGGUACAAGGCUGA
Ascochyta rabiei is the source of this 2166-nucleotide messenger RNA. RefSeq lists its product as uncharacterized. Gene Ontology annotation, molecular function: acyltransferase activity, transferring groups other than amino-acyl groups. The coding region runs from base 1 to 2166 and encodes 721 amino acids. NCBI's taxonomy places the organism in Eukaryota, Fungi, Ascomycota, Dothideomycetes, Pleosporales, Didymellaceae. The transcript has 4 exons. The record is from RefSeq and is a predicted model, not a curated record.